GUCCGCCUCUAUGGCCGGCGGCGGGCGCGGCCACGUGACGCUUUCAAGCGCGCCGCGCGGGACCGGUGCCGGGAGGGAGCGCGGCGGGGGCGCGCGGGCCGUCAGGUCUUCCCUCCUUCUUGGCUUGGGCCAAGCAGCCGUAGGAUGGACUGCCGACUCUUGCAGGCACUGGAGUGACUCGUAGGCACCGGCCGUGAGCCGAGGUCCUUGCACGGGCGACACUCCUGCUCAGAGAGACAGGUUUAGAGACAUGGAGCUUGAAAGAAUCAUUCGAGACACACUGACAUGCUUCAUCCAGUCCCACAUCCCUGCUGCAGACCUCAGUGGGAUGGAUGAUGUUUUCUUCUCUUACAUCACGGGUGUCCUGGAAGAGCUGGGCUCACCAGAGUCCUCUGAGGAGACCUUUGACAUGGACACCUUUGUGGAAAUGAUGGAGGCAUAUAUUCCUGGUUUUGCAGAAAUCCACAGUGGGGAUGUUUGUGAAAUGAUGUUCUCUCUGUCAGAAAGGCUUGGUGAAGCUCGCAACAAAGAAAAACCUGGCCAAAAGGCUGUGGAAAGCGGGAGCGAAGCACCCUCUGAAGACCUGACCAAGGGCCAGGAGCCUGGAGCUGGAGCCUGCAAUGGGGAAAGGCUGUGCACUCCGACAGAUGGAGCCGGGGCCCAGGAAGGCAAUGACUCGAAGGAUGGGGUGGAGCUGCUACUGGAGAUGUUCCCAGCAUGUACCGUGAGCCAGGCAGAGAAGGCACUUGCCAUGGCCUUGGGGAACUUGGAGGAGGCAGUGCAGUUAAUUGUGGAGGAGAAGGUGGAAAUUGCCCCAGCAGGUGCAAGUGUGAAGGAACUGGCACGGCCCCGCAGAGCGCCCAACCACGAGGAACUAAAACAGGUUAUCCUACAGAAAUACAUGAUGGUGGAUAGCGCAGACGAUCAGAAGACACACCGGCCAGCUCCACCCAAGGAGGCGCCCAAGAAGUUGAUCCGCUAUAUCGAUAACCAGGUGGUGAGUACAAAGGGAGAGAGAUACAAAGACAUCAAGAAGCCUGAGAGCGAGGAGAUGAAGAGGACCUACAUCAGCCUCAAACCAGCCAGGAAGUACAAGUUCCACUGACAGCCAGGUCCUCCUGCACUUCAGCCUCCACCUCACUGGCCAGGCAUGGCAAGAUGGACAUGUGGCCCUAGGGAUGAAGGGACUCCUCCACCUGCCACUAACUGGAACUAACCUGGGAGCCAGGACACUGCUUUCGACUUCAACUAACCCAGCUGAUGAGGAGGAGCCUUCUCUCCUUGUGUAGCUGUCCCUCUGCCCCCAGGGGCACACUGCAGUGGCUCUCGGGGGCCUGGGCAUUCUCUGCUAUUCCUUGCAUGGGACAUUUUUAGAUCUAAGAUGCGGCUUGUGCUUUUGCAGCAAGCUUUUUACAAGUCUGUGUGCACUGUUGCUUUAAUCUGAGUGCCAGUGUUAAUAAAGAUUAUGUGAGUUGGUGCAUA
Phalacrocorax carbo (great cormorant) is the source of this 1482-nucleotide messenger RNA. The record is from RefSeq and is a predicted model, not a curated record. NCBI's taxonomy places the organism in Eukaryota, Metazoa, Chordata, Aves, Suliformes, Phalacrocoracidae.